AUGUACCAGUCUCAGGCCGGCAGUCAGUGUCUCGGGACUCGCUGUAUCGGACCCGGCGCCAUGUUAGCAGCGCGCAGGAGCGGGGACCAGCUGGGAGCAACCAACUCACACCGCGGGGGGAACCAAUGUCUGCUUCACUCCACCCGACUAUCCCUGUCUGCCGUACAGGCUGCUCUAACCAUACACUGCAAGGCUUUCACAAUAACUAAAUAAUUACCGGUCUAUUAAAAACCUCUAGCUGUCCGCAGACUAUACAUUUCAAAUAACCCCCCCCCCCGUGCGGUAUAGUGGUCUCUCCCAAUGCCCUCUAUCCCUGUGCUGGGAGCUCAGUGUGCAGCCUGGGCCGAACACACAGCGGUGAGUGCCACUUACCUGCCCUGGGGGACUGACACGGGGCCCCCGGGAGCCCUGAUACAUGGCAACCCCCGGGAGCCCUGAUACAUGGGGCCCCUGGGAGCCCUGAUACACGGCAACCCCCGGGAGCCCUGAUACACGGCAACCCCCGGGAGCCCUGAUACAAGGCAACCCCCGGGAGCCCUGAUACAAGGCAACCCCCGGGAGCCCUGAUACAAGGCAACCCCCGGGAGCCCUGAUACAAGGCAACCCCCGGGAGCCCUGAUACAAGGCAACCCCCGGGAGCCCUGAUACACGGCAACCCCCGGGAGCCCUGAUACAAGGCAACCCCCGGGAGCAGCUGUUAUCAGGGACAUUAUACCAACCUCAUAUAAUGCAGCCCAUGGCUACUACAGGGGCAUACCCUGAUACCCUACACCCCAUUAUAAAUGAGAGGUGGGCAUACCCUGAUACCCUACACCCCAUUAUAAAUGAGAGGUGGGCAUACCCUGAUACCCUACACCCCAUUAUAAAUGAGAGGUGGGCAUACCCUGAUACCCUACACCCCAUAAUAAAUGAGAGGUGGGCAUACCCUGAUACCCUACACCCCAUUAUUAAUGAGAGGUGGGCAUACCCUGAUACCCUACACCCCAUUAUUAAUGAGAGGUGGGCAUACCCUGAUACCCUACAAGCCAUUAUAAAUGAGAGGUGGGCAUACCCUGAUACCCUACACCCCAUUAUAAAUGAGAGGUGGGCAUACCCUGAUACCCUACACCCCAUUAUAAAUGAGAGGUGGGCAUACCCUGAUACCCUACACCCCAUUAUAAAUGAGAGGUGGGCAUACCCUGAUACCCUACACCCCAUAAUAAAUGAGAGGUGGGCAUACCCUGAUACCCUACACCCCAUUAUUAAUGAGAGGUGGGCAUACCCUGAUACCCUACACCCCAUUAUUAAUGAGAGGUGGGCAUACCCUGAUACCCUACAAGCCAUUAUAAAUGAGAGGUGGGCAUACCCUGAUACCCUACACCCCAUUAUAAAUGAGAGGUGGGCAUACCCUGAUACCCUACAAGCCAUUAUAAAUGAGAGGUGGGCAUACCCUGAUACCCUACACCCCAUUAUAAAUGAGAGGUGGGCAUACCCUGAUACCCUACAAGCCAUUAUAAAUGAGAGGUGGGCAUACCCUGAUACCCUACACCCCAUAAUAAAUGAGAGGUGGACAUACCCUGAUACCCUACACCCCAUUAUUAAUGAGAGGUGGGCAUACCCUGAUACCCUACAAGCCAUUAUAAAUGAGAGGUGGGCAUACCCUGAUACCCUACACCCCAUUAUAAAUGAGAGGUGGGCAUACCCUGAUACCCUACAAGCCAUUAUAAAUGAGAGGUGGGCAUACCCUGAUACCCUACACCCCAUUAUAAAUGAGAGGUGGGCAUACCCUGAUACCCUACAAGCCAUUAUAAAUGAGAGGUGGGUAUAUCCUGAUACCCUACACUCAAUGACUCGUGAGAAAAGGAUAGUCUAAGGUUCAGAUCACAAUCUACCUUACUCUAGUUUAGGAUGGAUAGUGCAGAAUUUUUAAGUAAAUGCUCAAUUAAAGUGUGUAUAAAUAUACUAUCAGGGCUCAGAAUUUCCUCUAGCCAUUAGUGAGUGAACAUUUAGCCCUGGUGAGCAUACCAUGGCUUGCAGUUGUGAGCAACCUCUAAGGCCUGGCUAGUAGCAAAGCCCUGCUAUUUAUUUAUUUAUCUAUUUUAAUGGAGGGUUCCCAAUUAUGUAUAGUUUUUUCAAGCAUUUCCCUUUCAGAAGUUAACUAAACUCUCUUUUAUUCCAGUUCCGGGAGGGUCACCUCACUGCACCUAUUAUCCUUGUCCUGUGAAGUCUUCAUUACUGAAGGCUGGAACACGCGGCACAUGCUGCAGCAAUUGCUGCAUUUCGCCAACAAUGCUUCUCUUAGCGAACACUCACUUAAAGGGACACUGUAGUCACUAUAACCACUUUGUCUCUUUGAAUUGGUUAUAGUGCCUGGAGUGCCCUGGCAUUGUCCCUCCAUUCAGUGUUGCACCAUGUUUGUGCAGUAUGCCACAAAAUAAGAGUCCCUGGCCACCCACAGUCCCGCCCCUUCUGUAUGUGUAGCUAAGGCAGAGAUUACACACUUCCUUGUUGUCAUACCCAUUCAUACCGUCAGUUGGAGCUCUGACAGGUUAAAAGCAGUCAGCUGACACUCUCAGCCAAUCACAGCUGCACAUUGCUGCUCAGGGUAAUCAUUCCUUAUUAGCCAAAUCAGCACAGAGGGGAUGGACUGCCGUGGUGUCUUGUUUAGCAUUAAAACAUGACAACAUUAAAAACUGUUUAAUGCUGAAAGAAAUGAUGGCACCAGGGGACUCCAUACACUAUAACCAGCUUAAUGAGAUGAAGCAGAUACAGUGCCUACGGUGUCCCUUCACUUAAGCGAGAGUAAGGCAGAAAAACCAUCCAGCUUUAUGACAGCCAGGAAGUGUUACUAAGGUGAUUUUAAAAAAAUGCCCAUUCCUUUGUCCUAAAAUAAACCCACAGGGACAAACUUGUUGAAGGCCAUGCUCAGACAGUUAAACCUAAAUGUCAAGUUUAUUAUCUAUUAUUUUAUUAUAUAUUUAGCACCAGCAAAUUCUGUAGUGCUGUACAAUCCGGGUCCUAAUUAAAAGAUGUGGCACCCAUGGCAGUCCCUUCCACAGAUUGUAUUAAACAAGCAGCUCAUAGGAAGAAUAAGCCUGGCAGUAACGUUCGUAAUGAACUGUGAAUGGGAAAUAUGGGCAAGUAAUUUGUUGCAUCAUGUGUUGUAAUUUGUUUGAUAUUAUUUGUUUUUGCUUGCAGUGGCCAUGGUGAAUAUUAUUGGUAUUGUGCGUGAGCACUGGCCUGCUGUUCUUGUUCCAAUGGGAUUUGUGAUUGGAUGGUACUUGGACCGAAGAAACAAUGAAAAAUUGUCUAUGUUCAGAAAUAGAAGUGUCCUUUACAGAAGGUGAGAUCUGGAUGUCUUAAAGCAGGUCUCAAAAUGUGUUUAAAAAAAAAACAAAAAAACAGUUAUGGAUCUGUGGGGUUGAUUACUUUCAGAACCCUUAAUGAUCCUUUUACAGGAAAGGAUAUUUGUGGCACACUAGCUUUUAAAUGUAAGAGCAGCCAAUGUGUAUUUCCACCACUGAUCUAAAAUGAUGCAGAAACUUACUAAUGUUGUUUUAGUAAAUAUGAAAUAAUUUUAUUAUUUAUGUAUCACCAACGAAUAAGCAGCACUACAUGCACUGGGAAUAUUUUAUUCUUUAAUAUUUGAAGGCUUUUUACAUUUUAUUUAAAUGGCAAUUAAACCUCCCUUCAUUCCAGCUCCAAGUCAGUCUCCACAGAGCAGCUGCUACAACUCUGGUAACAUUAUCAGUAGUGAUGACAUCUGUUCAACCCAACAGAAACAAAAGACCUUGCACACUGAUGCCGCAUUCAAGGUCCGACCUGCGUGGGGAGAACACCGCUGAAUCCACCAAUUUUAAACUUGAAAGUAGAAGGACACAGGCGACCCUAUGAGAUCAAGAAGGUGAAAUUUUUUUUUUUUUUUUUUUUUUAUUAGUGGGAUCACCACUUCACAAAGUUGCAACGUUUCGGCUCAGUAGAGCCUUAUUUAAAACGUCACAACUUUGUGAAGUGGUGUUCCCACUAAGAAAAAUGUCACCUUCUUGAUCUCGGAGUGUCGCCUGUGUCCUUCUACUUUCGAGUCUGUUCAAUCCAGUCCUUCUCGUAGAGAAGCACUGUGGACAGAAUGCGCACGAACGUCAGUUGUGGCACUCCACCAAUUGGAUGCCUCUCCCAGAGAACCAUUAGAUCUAAUACUUCUCUAUGAGAAUCAUUAAAGUUAUUUUGGUGUAGGGUGGCAGCAGAGAGCGGCAGGUGCUGGUAGCGCUAUGUAAGAGGGGGGCUGGUGCAAUAUUUCAAUUAUCUCUGGAGGCAGUAGGGAGAUAGAUGCUAAGAGGAAGUGUAACGACCGUUUCAGCACACAAGGGGUUAAAAACCGUUUAGGCUAUAUUCCCCUUUUAAAUACACAAACAGCUACUGCAAGCACCAAUCUCACGAAUUGCAAACACACGAAUUCACCAACUCCCGAACACACGAAUGCUGUUAAACAGCCGAACAGGAAAAACCAUACGAACAGCAUACAAUCCAAUUCCCCCCAAGAACGAGACAACACUCCGUUUGAGGGUCAAACAGAACUGAUUUACUGGGGCUACCUGCCCGGCUUUUAUGCAGGUCUCCCACCUGGUGGACACUCCCCUAGGGGACCAGAUGGAAGACUGGGAAACAUAUUGGACAUUGACCAAUCACAAGCUUACAAUCCCACAAUGCAUCACAAUCCCUCCUCUCUGUCCUGGAGAUAAUUGGGAAGUAAUCCAAUUAUCUCCAAGGACAGAGGCAAUACUCCAUUAACCACAUGGCAGACAAAGGAAAGUAAAAGACAUAAAGUUAUAUUUAGAACAUAAACAUUCUACCUAUCCCCAGAUCGCUUAGAUCUGAGCGCCCAUUACUACCGGAUAGCGCUCAGAUCACAUACAGUUGCAAGAAAAGGUAUGUGAACCCUUUGGAGUGAUAUGGAUUUCUGCACAAAUUGGUCAUAAAAUGUGAUCUGAUCAUCAUCUAAGUCACAACAACAGACAAUCACAGUCUGCUUAAACUAAUAACACACAAAGAAUUAAAUGUUGCCAUGUUUUUAUUGAACACACCAUGUAAACAUUCACAGUGCAGGUGGGAAAAGUAUGUGAACCCUUGGAUUUAAUAACUGGUUGAACCUCCUUUGGCAGCAAUAACUUCAACCAAACGUUUCCUGUAGUUGCAGAUCAGACGUGCACAACAGUCAGGAGUAAUUCUUGACCAUUCCUCUUCACAGAACUGUUUCAGUUCAGCAAUAUUCUUGGGAUGUCUGGUGUGAAUCGCUUUCUUAAGGUCAUGCCACAGCAUCUCAAUCGGUUUGAGGUCAGGAGUCUGACUGGGCCACUUCAGAAGGCGUAUUUUCUUCUGUUUAAGCCAUUCUGUUGUUGAUUUACUUCUAUGCUUUGGGUCAUUGUCCUGUUGCAACACCCAUCUUCUGUUGAGCUUCAGCUUGUAUACAGAUGGCCUUAAGUUCUCCUGCAAAAUGUCUUGAUAAACUUGGGAAUUCAUUUUUCCUUCGAUGAUCGCAAUCCAUCCAGCCCUGACGCAGCAAAGCAGCCCCAAACCAUGAUGUACCCACCACCAUACUUCACAGUUGGGAUGAGGUUUCGAUGUUGGUGUGCUGUGCCUUUUUUUUCUCCACACAUAGUGUUGUGUGUUUCUUCCAAACAACUCAACUUUGGUUUCAUCUGUCCACAGAAUAUUUUGCCAAUACUGCUGUGGAACAUCCAGGUGCUCUUGUGCAAACUGUAAACGUGCAGCAAUGUUUUGUUUGGACAGCAGUGGCUUCCUCUGUAGUAUCCUCCCAUGAAAUCCAUUCUUGUUUAGUGUUUUACGUAUUAUAGAUUCGCUAACAGGGAUGUUAGCAUUUGCCAGUGACUUUUGUAAGUCUUUAGCUGACACUCUAGGAUUCUUCUUCACCUCAUUGAGCAGUCUGCGCUGUGCUCUUGCAGUCAUCUUUACAGGACGGCCACUCCUAAGGAGAUUAACAGCAGUGCUGAACAUUCUCCAUUUGUAGACAAUUUGUCUUACCGUGGACUGAUGAACAACAAGGCUUUUGGAGAUACUUUUAUAACCCUUUCCAGCUUUAUGCAAGUCAACAAUUCUUAAUCGUAGGUCUUCUGAGACCUCUUUUGUGCGAGGCAUCAUUCACAUCAGGCAAUGCUUCUUGUGAAAAGUAAACCAAGAACUGGUGUGUGUGUUUUAUAGGACAGGGCAGCUGUAAGCAACACCUCCAAUCUCAUCUCAUUGAUUGGACUCCAGUUAGCUGACAUCUCACUCCAAUUAGCUCUUGGAGAUGUCAUUAGUCUAGGGGUUCACAUACUUUUUCCACCUGCACUGUGAAUGUUUACAUGGUGUGUUCAAUAAAAACAUGGCAACAUUUCAUUCUUUGUGUGUUUAUUAGUUUAAGCAGAGUGUGAUUGUCUAUUGUUGUGACUUAGAUGAUGAUGAUGAUCAUAUCACAUUUUAUGACCAAUUUGUGCAGAAAUCCAUAUCAUUCCAAAGGGUUCACAUACUUUUUCUUGCAACUGUAAAUACCGUACAAUUGCCAUGGAGCCAAAGUCCUUCAUACAGUCUUUCAGUAUACGGCUGGGCUCCAUGGCAUAGCUAUCUGGGGUAGCACGGUUUAAACAGUAAAGUACCUAAUGGACCGGUGUUCGGAUAAUUGACUGCAGGUAGGAGAAGGGAGGUUGGCGGCUCAGCGGUGUUCGUGACUUUAACAGUCCGCAGAAAGGCACGAACCAGCCUUUCUGCAGGGAAAAAGAACCAUGUUAAACAUGGGGCCAUAGUAUAAAGGGAGCAGGCGAGCAACCAGGCUCCUUCAGUGGCGAGGUUGGUUCCGCCACAGGAAGCACUGGCCUUGCUGCCCGGGAUAUAGUUAUCGUGAUUUAAUAGAUCAUGCCCACACAUUAGUUAAACCGUGAGCACUUGUUAAGUAUCGCAUGGGCACGAUCUGCUAAAUUGCACACAUGACGCAGGACAUCAACACAACAACAAAAAAUAAAUAUAUAUUAUCCCCGGGUCUCUUUAGUAAUGAGUGUGGAUUGAUGCAAAAAAAAAAUAUUCAAACAAUUGUAGCAUUGCUGUGUCAACUGUAUAACUGUUGUUUGCAAACUUUGGAGAAUGAUAUUGUAUAUGAUGUAUUAUUUCCAUCUGACAUCUACAAUAAAAACAAUUGUAGCAUAAGGCUGCACCAUAAAAAAAUGAAGUGCUCCAAAUACUUGCUGAACGCACUGUAAGUGGUAUGUCUAGUUAAAUAUUGCAACCCUAGUUCGAUGUGGAGAUGACCAAUAUGAGGAUGUUUAAAGAACAACAGCCAUCACAAUUUUCACUAAUGAAUUUUAAAAAGGUUAUUACAUUAUUAUAACUUAAGGUGUUAUAUAUCUAAAAUGUUAUUUUAAAUGUAAUCUAGUUAAACAGUCAUGACUCUGUCAUGAGACCAAUUGCUGUCCACCCUAAUUUGUGUGUUGCUAAAGUUUCAUACUAAGCAAUCACUGCAGCAGACAAAAGUGCAUUUUGCAAUAGAAAUUGGCACUUUAUUAAAGGAUCACUACAGGGUCAGGGACACAAACAUGUAUUCCUGACCCUAUAGUGUUAAAACCACUAUCUAGCCCCCUGAGCUCCUCAUGCCUCCAUAAAUAUAGCAAAAUCUUACUGUGUUCAAGCCUGAAGCUGUAACUCUGCAUGCUGUUUGUCUCAGAAAAACAAGCAGUCUGCUGACAUCAUCAGAAGUGUUAGCCUGAUCCAAUCACAAUGCUUCCCCGUAGGAUUGGCUGAGACUGACAAAGAGGCAGAUCAGGGGCAGAGCCAGCAUGAUUCAAACACAACCCUGGCCAAUCAGCAUCUCCUCAUAGAGAUGAAUUGAAUCAAUGAAUCUCUAUGAGGAAAGUUCAGUGUCUGCAUGCAGAGGGAGGAGAUACUGAAUGUUUGGAUGCAUUUUAGGCAGCCAUGACCCAGCAAGGAUCUUUAACAGCCAUCUGAGGAAUGGCCAGUGAAGUUAUCACUAGGCUGUAAUGUAAACACUGCAUUUUCUCUGAAAAGACAGUGUUUACAGCAAAAAGCCUGAAGGUAAUGAUUCUACUCCCCAGAACAAAUUCAAUAAGCUGGAGUUGUUCUGGAGACUAUAGUGUCCUUUUUAAAUUAACCUUGGUAUACAACCACUGGAAGUAAAUCAGACAUCCGGUCCAGGGACUUGCAAAGACUUCACAUUGAGUUGAUUGGGAAGUCUGAUUGGACAGCCACAGAAUGUCUGGGCUAGGAAGGAGGGUGAGUGCUUGCACAUUCUGCAGACGAGAGAUGUGAAAAAAAAAUGCUUAAUAAAAGGCAUACGUAUUUUCAUCAUUCGACGUGUAUCUACAAAUUAGCUAUUCAUUUAUUUUUGUAUUUAGGAUUUUGAGUACUCUCUUAAGUUGACCACCACAUGAUCAGAUAACAGUCUGAGCAAGCACAGCUGUUCAGCCUAAUAAAGUAAAAUAAAAAAUCAGUUUCAUAACUGAUUUGAUAACAGUAGGCUCUGAGAGCUUUGCCUGCAAGCUUACAAUCUAAAGGGAUAAGGGGGAGGCACAUGGCAUGACCCAGAUAUGGCAAACCGUACAAAAAUUUGUUUUAUCACUUUUCAUGGGUUGGCACCAGGGCACUUGCAUGGAGUGUUCCCUUAAACAAAAUUAGAGCUAUGUUCUAGUGAGCAUCUUGGCAGUUUAUACCCUAAACCAGGCUUCCUCAAAUUCCGGCCCCCCAGAUGUUGCAGCAUUACAACAUCCCAUGAUUCUAUGAAUGAAAUAGCCUGAGAAUCAAGGGAGUUUUAGUUCAGCAGCAUCUGGAGGGCCAGAGUUUGAGGAAGCCUGCUCUAAACUGAUAACUGUGGUCAGUUGAGAAGACAUCACACACUUUUCUCCAGAGCAGAGCUUGAGUACAAUAAAUAAAUUGUGGAAUAUGCAGCUCACAAACAUACAGUUUUGUAAUUGGUUGUAAUGUUGCUGUUUUUGAAAAUAACUUUAUGGAUUUCUAAUUACAUUUUGUUCUCAAUCUCUAAAGGGAACUGAAACCUGGAGAAGAGGUCACUUGGAGAUGA
Pelobates cultripes (western spadefoot toad) is the source of this 9058-nucleotide messenger RNA. The record is from the annotation of a GenBank genome assembly. NCBI's taxonomy places the organism in Eukaryota, Metazoa, Chordata, Amphibia, Anura, Pelobatidae.